Molecule: messenger RNA, 3478 nt
Organism: Peromyscus leucopus (white-footed mouse)
Lineage: Eukaryota; Metazoa; Chordata; Mammalia; Rodentia; Cricetidae
Gene: Rasd1
Product: ras related dexamethasone induced 1
Exons: 2
Coding region: 2047-2889 (280 amino acids)
Molecular function (GO): GTPase activity; GTP binding
Source: RefSeq, a predicted model, not a curated record
UGGUGACUUUGGCUCUGGCCGUCCUGAGUCAGGGCCCCAGCCUUCCACACAGUGCCUUUUGGAGGCAAAGGGUCUCGCUCUGGGGUUAGCAGCCCUCACGUGCAGCCUUGAGUGGCCCCUUCCUGCAGCGAGCACCCUGUACAGACAUAGCAGUCCUGUGUUUGGCUCAGGCUCAGGUCCUUCUCACAGAUGAGGAGAGACACCCCCCCCCCAGAUGGAGAAGGGAGGGGAGCAUCAGCAGGGGCAAGAACUGAGAGUGGCGAAGGACUCACCCCACCUGGCCUGUCCUAGAUCUAGCCGAUGAGGCCCGGGUUACUCAAUGGCUAUGGAUGUUGAAGCAGCCUAGGAGGGAAGGGAAAUGAAUAUGGAUGUCCUGCUGGACUGAAAUGGGCCAGACAAUUGCAGCAGCUUCUGCAGUGGACAUUGUUGCGGGGGCACAAGCAGAGGUGUAGAUGGGACAAUGAGAACCAGGUGGCCCAAGCCCCAGGCCUGCUUGCUAGGUAAGCAGCUUGCUUCUUUGAGCCUUAGUUUCUUCAUCUGUCAAGUACAGAGUGCUGCUUCUCUGUCUCCAGUGCUGUCUCCAAGGAGGGUAUUAUCACAGGACCAGGACCAGCAAAUCAACACCCCCAGGCCAUGUAGCGCCGGGCAGGAUGGCUGCUGCUGCUCUACAGAGGCUGAGCUUCUGCUGAGAUCCUGGGUCAUAAGGAAGGGUUGAAAACCUUGGGGGCACUCUGCAAAUAUCUCAACAGGUGGGAAUGACUUAGCCCUGCUCCUGGGGCACAAAGACUACCUGCUUGGGUGAGUGGCAUCAGUCAGCUGGUGGGUCUCUGGGUUUCUCCUAAUCAGACAAGGUCAAAACAGAAUGAAAACACAGCUUGCCUUCAUCAUCACCAGUUACAAGCAGCCAACACAUCCUCUUUCUCCCCAAGCAUUACUCAGUCCUGGUUACUGAUCAACCCGCUGCUGGCUUCCUCGUUGGGCAGCCUCCCUGGUACUAUAUACUUUUAUUGUUCUGACCAGGCCUGGAUCUUGGAAAGUGUUUGCAUUUAUAAUUUCACAAUCAAGGAACCAAUGUCAUCUCCCAGAAAGGGAAACUAAGCUACGGAGAAGGCCGCGCUCUCAGGCCCCACUCAGCUCCCUCAAUGCAGAAUGAGAUGAUUGGCCCACAAGAGAGAAAAAGCAAGAAAACCGUAAGAGAAGACGGUAGGGGGAUGCAGUCCUAGGGUUGAUUUUUUUCUUUCAAGGGCGUGUCUCUAAGUAUGUUGUCAAGGACAGAUAAUGGUAGCUGUCCCUUUAUGAGGUCCCCACAGACCAGAUUAUCUCUAGUUAGGAGAAUAGCAGGGGUCGGUUUCAGUUGGCUUCCUGCCUUACACCUUACAGCUCCUCUCCUUGCCACAACUUUCAGCCUCCCAGCGCGCCCGCGGGGCUCUCUGCUUCCCUCUGGUGGCAGAAGCGCAAAGCGCGGAACCUUAGCGCAGAAAAACCCCAAAACACCGAACACAACGCCGGGAAAGUUGGCACGGACCCGGGUACCUAAGGGGCUGGCGCUGGGGCAAAUGCCCAGCAAACAUGCUGUUAUCACCAAAUCAUAUUUUCUGGGAAACCCGGGCCCAAGGAAAGUGAAUGUCCGCACAUUGGUAUUGAGAGAAUGGGGAUCCCAGAGGUCAGAGAGUCACCCGCACAGCCAGGACCCCUGCGGCCGAAGCUGGGAAGCGCCAGAUCCUCGCACUGCGGUAGUUUGGAGUUAGUUUUCCUCCCAGCGCACGUAGGGCUGGAGCGGAGCCGCAGGCUCCAAGGCGGAGGUCGCUGUGUCUGGGAGGAGCAGGGCGCGCCCGGGGGCGGGACGUGACGCACCUUGGCUGGGAGGCGCCAGCCCCGGCGCUUCGGCCAGCUGCAUAUAAGGGCGGUGUGGGGCGCUGAAAGCCAGAGCUCGCUGUCUCCAAGCGCCCAGCCAAGCUCUAGCGGUCCUGAAGCCAAGCCCUUCCACCACUCCCGAGCCUCUGCCUUCUCUCGGCCCCGCAUCUGCCCCCGGGGUCUCUCUGCCCAAUGAAACUGGCCGCGAUGAUCAAGAAGAUGUGCCCGAGCGACUCUGAGCUGAGUAUCCCUGCCAAGAACUGCUACCGGAUGGUCAUCCUCGGCUCAUCCAAGGUAGGCAAGACCGCCAUCGUAUCGCGCUUCCUCACGGGCCGCUUCGAGGACGCCUACACCCCUACCAUCGAGGACUUCCACCGAAAGUUUUACUCGAUCCGCGGCGAGGUCUACCAGUUGGACAUACUGGACACGUCCGGCAAUCAUCCAUUCCCUGCCAUGCGGCGCCUCUCCAUCCUCACAGGAGACGUUUUCAUUCUGGUGUUCAGCUUGGACAACCGCGACUCAUUCGAGGAGGUGCAAAGGCUCAAACAGCAGAUUCUGGACACCAAGGCGUGUCUCAAGAACAAAACCAACGAAAAUGUGGACGUGCCCCUGGUCAUUUGCGGUAACAAAGGGGACCGGGACUUCUACCGCGAAGUGGAGCAGCGGGAGAUCGAGCAGCUGGUGGGCGACGACCCUCAGCGUUGUGCCUACUUCGAGAUCUCGGCCAAGAAGAACAGCAGCCUGGACCAGAUGUUCCGUGCGCUCUUUGCCAUGGCCAAGCUGCCGAGCGAGAUGAGCCCUGACUUGCACCGCAAGGUGUCCGUGCAGUACUGCGACGUGCUGCACAAAAAGGCUCUGAGGAACAAGAAGCUUCUGCGUGCAGGCAGCGGCGGCGGCGGCGACCCCGGAGACGCCUUUGGAAUCUUGGCGCCCUUUGCGCGCAGACCUAGCGUGCACAGCGACCUCAUGUACAUUCGUGAAAAGACCAAUGUCGGUAGCCAGGCCAAGGACAAGGAGCGCUGUGUCAUCAGUUAGGUGCCCCCAGCAUCGGCCACACAACCUGAGGACCUUUUUUGUUCAAAAGUCAAAUCAGAUUCCCGGGCUAGCCCGCGCGCUACGUGCCAUGAGGGUGCCAACUGGCCUUCUCCCUCGCUUCCUGCGACCUAGCCCUGCGUACCGGGAGACGCUGCCAGACCAAUAAGGGACAGUCAUCUGUUGGGAAAGGAAAGAGAACUGGCUAAGACUGGACUCUCUAGCCACUGAUACCCCCCGCUGGUGCCUGCCCUCACUUGUGGGAUGCCAGGACCCAGCAGAGGUACUUGGCUUUUUUCUCAGACUUGAGAAUGAGAGUGUGUGAAGUUCAUCAGCCUGUGAGACUUCAAGUAUCGGUCCUGCCUGCUGAAGGGCCAGGACCAACAAGGCAUUAUCCUGUCUGUGAUUGGUGUUGCCAUGACAGCUGUCAGCCACUUCAGCCCUCCGCGACUGGAAACUUUGGCGCGAGGUGGGGGUUCAAUCAUAGGCAAGAGACUUGUUUACAUGUGUGUGUGGAAUUGCUCAAAGAAAAAACACAAAACUUGCACUUUAAUUUAGUUCCAGUGUCAACAUGACAUGAACAAAAUCUCUA